Capra hircus (goat) is the source of this 659-nucleotide messenger RNA. RefSeq names its product mitochondrial ribosomal protein S36 (gene KGD4). Lineage: Eukaryota; Metazoa; Chordata; Mammalia; Artiodactyla; Bovidae. The transcript has 4 exons. Gene Ontology annotation, biological process: 2-oxoglutarate metabolic process. The record is from RefSeq and is a predicted model, not a curated record. Bases 91 to 402 code for a protein of 103 amino acids.
GCCACAGGCCGGGCCCGCCCCGAGCCGCGCGGGACGCCUGUUAAAACCGCGGCUCGCCAGCGCCCCGGAAGCUGCCCCUUCUCGGGGGUCAUGAUGGGCAGCAAGAUGGCGUCUGCCAGCAGGGUCGUUCAGGUAGUCAAGCCACAUACUCCAUUAAUAAGAUUCCCUGACAGAAGAGACAAUCCUAAACCAAAUGUAUCAGAAGUUCUACGAUCAGCAGGACUGCCAUCUCAUACUUCUUCAAUUUCGCAGCAUUCUAAGGGAAGUAAAUCACCAGACUGGCUGAUGCAUCAGGGUCCACCAGACACUGCAGAGAUGAUAAGAACUCUACCUCAGAAAUACAGAAGGAAACUUGUGUCUCAAGAAGAAAUGGAAUUUAUCCAACGUGGAGGUCCAGAAUAAUCACUGAUAAUGUGGCUCCUAUUUGUCAUCAGAUAAAGAAGAGUCUUUCUAAAAAAGGACUUCCAGAAUGACAAAUGAAAAAUUGUAUAUUAAACAACUUUAAUAAAUAUUCUGUAAAAAGAAAAAAGAUGAAGUAUAGAAAGUUUAGAUGGACACUUAUAUCUCCUAAUUUAUGUAUCUUGGUCAGCUUCUCUAUAAGCUUACCUGAUUGUUUAUAUACUUUAUACCUUAAUUAAAGUAUACAUUUUAAAAUGUUA